Messenger RNA from Blepharisma stoltei, 936 nucleotides. Lineage: Eukaryota; Ciliophora; Heterotrichea; Heterotrichida; Blepharismidae. The record is from the annotation of a GenBank genome assembly.
AUGGGGAACGCAGUUUCAGAGACGUGCGUGUGAUGCUUCACGUCACAAGAAGAAGACUCUUCAUUGCCAGAAAAUGAAUUGCAAGAGACCAAUACCACGCCUCUUCUCCUUUCUCAGCCAAAAGCCCAGACAAAGCCUCUUAGCUCAGUUCGUGAAGAAAGAAAAUCAGUCACCUCGGUCGAGCUCAACGAAACUCCAAGAGGGACCAGUUUUGACACAAAAAACACUGACCCGCUGCAAGAAGAAAAAAAGUCAGUCGCCUUGGUCGAGCUCAACGAAAAGCCAAAAGGGCCAAGUUUUGAUGUAGAACUUCUCGUGAGUUUAUUAGAUAAAGCGACCACUGAAUUUGUCCAGCAUCUCGAGCUACCUCUACAAGAAGAAGGGAGCCAAGAAAUGAUGAAUAAAGAUGGGUUUUUGAUAUAUUCGAAAGAAGUCCCUGAAGGAAUUAUGAUGAAGGCCCAAUGGCUUAUGCCGUAUGCAGCCAAAGAAUUUUUUGAAUUUUUAGGAAAUGCAGAAGACAGAUGUAGGUGGGAUAAAAGUUUGGAAAGUGUAAGCAUUAUAGCGAAAUAUCCGCCAGAUAUAGUGGUGACCCACUCGAAAUUCAAAAAAGUCCCUAUGAUUUCUCCUAGAGAUGUGCUACUUGUGAGCAGGGUAGUGAAGGCACUUAAUGGGUCGGUUAUAAUAAAUACUUCAUGUGAGCAUGGGGAAUUGGAGCCAACGGAGAGCUUUGUGAGAGCCACUGUGAAGCUUAGUGGGUAUUAUGUUGAAACAAUUCCUACUGAUGAGGCUGGGAAUAAAAGUAGAGUUGUUUAUAUAAAUAUUGCGAACUUUGGAGGAAAAGUUCCAAAAUCUAUUAUUAAGUCGACAUCUGCAAAACACAUUCCAGGAUUUGUCAAGAAAGUGCACUCCGAAAUAGCUCUUAUAAUGGGUAAAUAA